CGCGAACUCUGAGUGCGAGGGUCCCGGGAUUAGACCUGGGCCGGGCUCCGUGCUGACCCCCGAGGGCGCGCCGACUCCAGCGGAUCGGACGCCUUCAUCGCCCGCCAUGGAAGCCUCAGCGCAGCCGCACCAGCAGCCGCAGCCCUCGACGUCCAAGAUCAGGAACCUGCCCUGGGUUGAAAAAUACCGGCCACAGACACUGAGCGAUCUCAUUUCUCAUCAGGACAUUUUGAGUACCAUUCAGAAAUUCAUCAGUGAAGACCGACUGCCACACCUGCUUCUCUAUGGGCCUCCGGGGACAGGAAAGACAUCCACCAUCUUGGCCUGUGCGAAACAGCUGUACAAAGACAAAGAAUUUGGCUCCAUGGUCUUGGAGCUGAAUGCCUCAGAUGACAGAGGAAUAGACAUCGUUCGGGGACCAAUCCUGAGCUUUGCCAGCACAAGGACAAUAUUUAAGAAAGGCUUUAAGCUGGUGAUCCUGGAUGAGGCGGAUGCCAUGACUCAGGACGCCCAGAAUGCCCUGAGGAGAGUGAUCGAGAAAUUCACUGAAAAUACCAGAUUUUGCCUCAUCUGUAACUAUCUGUCCAAGAUCAUCCCCGCUUUGCAGUCCCGGUGUACGAGGUUCCGAUUCGGCCCCCUGACCCCUGAACUCAUGGUCCCCCGCCUGGAACAUGUCAUAGAAGAAGAGAAAGUUGAUGUAAGUGAAGAUGGGAUGAAAGCGCUUAUAACUCUUUCCAGUGGAGAUAUGCGACGGGCUCUGAACAUUUUGCAGAGCACCAGCAUGGCCUUUAGCAAGGUGACUGAGGAGACGGUCUACACCUGCACAGGGCACCCACUCAAGUCAGACAUCGCCAACAUCCUGGACUGGAUGUUGAAUCAAGACUUCACCACGGCCUACAGAAAUAUCAUGGAGCUGAAGACGCUGAAGGGGUUGGCAUUGCAUGACAUCCUGACGGAGAUCCACCUGUUUGUGCACAGAGUUGACUUCCCAUCUUCAGUUCGAAUACACUUAUUAACCAAAAUGGCAGACAUUGAGUACAGACUGUCUGCGGGCACCAGUGAGAAGAUUCAGCUGAGUUCCCUCAUUGCAGCUUUUCAAGUCACCAGAGACCUGAUUGUCUCGGAGGCCUAGACGCUGAGGACCAUUUGCUGCAGUCGCAGGCCCAGCAGUGACUAGAGAACAGGGGAUCUGGUUACAGGACCAACUGCUGCCCGCGGGAGGGGAUGAAGCCACAGUCACCCAGGCUUGGAAAAUUCUUGUUCUAGGCAUGGGUGGGCGGACAUAUAAAAUACCUUGUUUGUGGCUGUUUGGAGCAGAGUGGACAGAACAAUUUUGG
Molecule: messenger RNA, 1337 nt
Organism: Myotis davidii
Lineage: Eukaryota; Metazoa; Chordata; Mammalia; Chiroptera; Vespertilionidae
Gene: RFC5
Product: replication factor C subunit 5
Exons: 11
Coding region: 107-1132 (341 amino acids)
Biological process (GO): DNA-templated DNA replication; DNA repair
Cellular component (GO): nucleus; DNA replication factor C complex
Molecular function (GO): DNA binding; ATP hydrolysis activity; DNA clamp loader activity
Source: RefSeq, a predicted model, not a curated record